AUGAAAUUCCCGGGCUCCGUCCUCGUCUCCCUCGUCCUCUUCGUGGCCGAGACGGCGGCCGCGCUGUGCCUGAGCGGGGCGUACCGCGCGGCGGGGGACCGCAUGUGGCAGUGGCUGACGCUGCUCUUCGCCCUCCUGCCCUGCGCGCUGGUGCAGCUCAGCCUGGUCUUCAUCCACCGCGACGUGAGCCGCGACCGCCCGCUGGUGCUGCUGCUGCACCUCCUGCAGCUGGGGCCCCUCGUCAGGUGUGUGGAAGUCUUUUACAUUUACUUCCGUGCUGGCAGAGUUGAAGAGCCCUAUGUCAGCAUCACGAAGAAGAGGCAGAUGCCCAAGGAUGGGUACUCGGAAGAAAUUGAGAAGGAAGUGGGCCAGGCUGAAGGCAAGCUGUGUACGCACCGGUCUGCAUUCAGCAGGGCAUCUGUGAUCCAGGCAUUCCUCGGCUCAGCGCCCCAGCUCACGCUCCAGCUCUACAUCUGUGUCCUGCAGCAGGAGAUCACGGCUGCCAGAAGUAUUUUUAUGGUCCUUUCUCUCCUGUCAAUUGUAUACGGCGCCUUACGUUGCAACAUCCUGGCUAUUAAGAUUAAGUAUGAUGAUUAUGAUGUCAGCGUGAAACCAGCCGCCUACCUCUGCAUAUUCAUGUGGAGAAGCUUUGAGAUUGCUACACGGGUUACAGUGUUGGUCCUUUUCAGUUCAGUUCUUCAAAUCUGGACUCUCCCCGUUGUGCUAGUAAAUUUCUUUGGUUUUUUCUUCUACCCAUGGAUUCUCUUCUGGCAAAGCAAGUCCCCGUUCCCUGAGAACAUAGAGAAGGCAUUGAGCAGGGUCGGCACUACCAUCGUCUUGUGCCUUCUCACCUUCCUGUAUGCUGGCAUUAACAUGUUCUGCUGGUCAGCAGUGCAGGUUAAGCUCAAUGAUCCUGACUUAAUUAACAAAUCCCAAAAUUGGUACCGACUGACUGUGUAUUACAUGCUGCGAUUCAUUGAGAAUGCAUUCCUCCUGCUGAUGUGGUACAUCUAUAAAACCGAUAUCUACCUGUAUGUCUGCGCCCCGUUGUUGGUCUUGCAGCUCCUGAUAGGUUACUGCAUGGCUGUCCUCUUCAUGUUGGUGUUCUACCAGUUCUGCCACCCGUGCAAAAAGCUUUUCUCAUCCAGUAUUUCCGAAGGUUUGCUGUCCUGUUUCAAGUUCCUCUGCUUUAUUUGCAAGCCUCCCAAAUCCACCAUACUGACGGACAAGGCAGAGGUGAAAUCUCCUGAAAAUACUGAUGAAGCACGGAGCAGUAGCAAGACAAUAGAUUCUCAAAAGGGGAAUCCUCAUCAAAGUGUUUCUUCCAAUGCCUAGUACAACUGGAAGCAAGUAGGUGCCUUUUGAAGGUGGCAGAUCACCUGCAGGGAACAUUGUGUAUCUUGGACAUUGUCUCUUGUGGAUGGGAUUUCUUUCUUGCAGGUGUAGCACUGCAUGACGACUGACAAGCCUAUCUUUGUGGAGAACUUAGUGUAUGGGUAUGUGUAUCUGUGUGUGUUUGUGUAUGGAGAGCAAUCAUUG
Molecule: messenger RNA, 1539 nt
Organism: Gymnogyps californianus (California condor)
Lineage: Eukaryota; Metazoa; Chordata; Aves; Accipitriformes; Cathartidae
Gene: XK
Product: X-linked Kx blood group antigen, Kell and VPS13A binding protein
Exons: 3
Coding region: 1-1335 (444 amino acids)
Cellular component (GO): membrane
Source: RefSeq, a predicted model, not a curated record